AAACGCACAUUGGAGGCGUGUGAUCGGUGCCGUAUCAAAAAGACAAAGUGCAAUGGAUCGAGUCCCUGUGAAAGAUGCGCAACAGAUAACGCAAUUUGCGUCUUUCGCAAGGUCCGCAGACCCCGAAACAGAAUUGUUCCCAGAGGUUACGUGGAGCUGCUCGAGAUCCAACAACAACAACUCGUGAGAGGUAUACAAAAGCUGUAUCAAUAUAUGAAAAAAGAAACGGCAAGGAUUGGGGCGCCCUUGGAGGAAACCAAUGACAGCCGACCCUUGACCCAUGAUAUUCUGGAACGACUGGGGGUGAUGGAGCCAGAGGAUCUCACCUCAGGGCAUGCUUUCGAGGCAGAUCUGGAGGUCUUGCAGCAGAAGCUAUCAAGAGCUGGU
Cladophialophora yegresii CBS 114405 is the source of this 387-nucleotide messenger RNA. RefSeq lists its product as uncharacterized. Gene Ontology annotation, molecular function: DNA-binding transcription factor activity, RNA polymerase II-specific; zinc ion binding. The annotation marks the transcript as partial. Gene Ontology annotation, biological process: regulation of DNA-templated transcription. Lineage: Eukaryota; Fungi; Ascomycota; Eurotiomycetes; Chaetothyriales; Herpotrichiellaceae. The transcript has 3 exons. The record is from RefSeq and is a predicted model, not a curated record.